AUGGGUCUCCUGACGCAGUUCACUCUGCUCCUGUGGAAGAACUUCACUCUCCGGAAGAGACAAAAGGUGCGACUGGUCACCGAAAUUGUCUGGCCUCUGUUCCUCUUCUUCAUCCUGGUGUGGGUGCGCUCCACCAAUGAGCCAGUUUACCAGGAACAAUGUCACUAUCCAAACAAAGCCAUGCCGUCAGCUGGCGUGCUGCCCUGGCUUCAGGGCAUGAUGUGUAAUAUUGACAAUCCCUGUUUGAACUAUCCAACUCCAGGGGAAACACCAGGCCAAGUCAAUAACUUCAACAACUCCAUAAUCUCUGGGAUGUUGAUAGAGCUGCAAACCCUGCUGGUGAACAGAUCUAUUCUCAGCAAGACACAGUUGCUCGUCGACGACAUCGAAAAGUGGGAUUCUGUCCUACAGUCUAACCCUGGUGAUGGAAAUUUGAAUGUCGUCCUUCGGAGUGUUCUGAGAGCCAAUGAGACUUUUUCAGCCUACCUGGAGGAUGAUUUAUCAGUACCACCACCAGUGAUCCAGAGCCUCAUGAAUGCUAAAAUUCAACUCAAUCCGAUGCGAGCCUUCCCGAGGCCAAACAGCCUGAGGAGUAUCCUAUGUGAAGGGCAAGAUCUGGACGCGUACGUCCAGCUCGGCAGCCAAGCUGAAAAGGAGUCUUUUCAAAAUGUCAGCUGCUCCCUGACUUCACAGCAGCUGAUUAACACCCAGCGAGUGCUCCUGCAAAACCUGGACGGGAGGAAAGUGCUUUCAGAGGUCAAUUCGCCUUUCGGUCUGAAUGCAGCGGACACGUUGGCACUAAUGCGGAAGACCUCCCAGGACGCAUUGCCAGUCCUUCGAGAGGUGGCCAGGUUGCAGCGCUCCGAUGCCUUUCGGGCUGCGAGUUCGCUGGAUUUUGGAGCAGACAUGAUUGGCGGUAUCAGCAUGCUAUUGUGUGGAAAGGAGACCAACUUCAGUAUGACUUCCACCAAUAUGACUCUCGAUUCCGUCUCACCGUCUAACAACCAGUCAGCUUCCAUUAUGGGCAACAGCUCCGGCGAUGCUUUUUGUCAGACUCUCGUUGACACCCUGGAGGGCACACCUGGUCUGCGCUACAUUUGGAGCACCUUCAAGCCGCUACUACAAGGCAAAGUCCUCUACACACCUGAUACAGCUGCUGCCCGUCUCCUGGUGGAGGAAGCAAAUUCCACUUUCAACUCCUUGGCUAUGCUGAAAGAACUGGCUGAUUCUUGGGAGGAAAUUGGGCCACGUGUUUGGGAUUUUCUACAGGAUAGUCGUCAAAUCAAUGCCAUUCGGGCCUUGCUGGCGAAUCCCGUGUUUGCUGAGUUCCUGAACCAGCGCCUCGCGGGAACAGGGCUGACCGCCGAGCUCAUCUCCAACUUUCUGUACAACGGGCCCCCGGAGGAUCGUCCCCCUGACAUGCCACAGUACGACUGGAGGGAUGUAUACAACUCCACAACACAGAUCCUGAAGCUCUUCUCCUCUGUCAUGGCUUGUUUGGAUCUGAAUAAGUUCGAGGCGGCGCCCACUGAAGGCCAUCUGGUGAGCAAAGCCUUGGAGCUCCUGAGAAACGAUACGUUCUGGGCCAGUGUUGUUUUCGAAAACCUGCAGCCCAACUCCAGCCGCGUCCCUCCGUAUGUCAAGUACAAAAUCCGCAUGGACAUCGAGAACGUGGAGAGAACCAACAAUAUUAAAUCAAGGUCAUGGUCUCCCGGAGCCAGAGACAACCCCUACGACGACCUGCGCUACAUCUGGGGGGGCUUCGCCUACCUGCAGGACAUGGUGGACCACGGCAUCAUCCGAGUGCAGACGUCAAACACCCAACCGCUUGGCGUCUUUGUCCAGCAGAUGCCGUAUCCCUGCUACGUGGAUGAUGUCUUCAUACAGAGCAUCGGAGCCAUGCUCCCCUUGUUCCUGGUCGUGGCCUUCAUUUAUUCCGUGUCCAUGAUCAUCAAAAGUCUGGUGCUGGAGAAGGAGCUGCGACUGAAGGAGGUGAUGCGGUCCGUGGGCAUUCAGAACGGUGCCCUCUGGACGGCGGCGCUCACAGAGAACAUUGUUCUUCUCACAAUCCCCUGUUUGGUCAUAAGUCUCAUGGUUAAGUACGGCAAAAUCCUGCAGUACAGCGACCCGUCGGUGAUCUUCGUCUUCCUGCUGGUGUUCUGCCUGGCCACCAUCACUCAGUGCUUCUUCAUCAGCGUCUUCUUCUCCAAGGCCAACUUAGCGGCGGCGUGCGGCGGCCUCAUCUUCUUUGUCCUCUACCUGCCGUACGUCCUCUGCUACACCUGGAGGGAUGUCAUGGGUUUCCAGGCCAAGGUUGCUGUGAGCUUGUUGUCGUGCGUGGCCUUUGGUUAUGGCUGCGAAACCUUCUCCAAGUACGAAGAACAAGGCAUCGGCAUUCAGUGGUCCAACAUCACCCAGAGUCCGGUGGAAGGGGAGCGCUACACGUUCAUCAUAUCGAUCGGCAUGAUGCUGUGCGACGCCGUCCUGCACUGGCUCCUCACCUGGUACAUCGAAAACGUCUUUCCAGGCCAGUAUGGAAUCCCUAAGCCGUGGUACUUCCCUUUCACUUCAUCUUAUUGGUGCGGGACGUCAUCGGAGGCCGAUGGAAGCCUGCUGGAAGACUCCGGCGAGCAAAGCGCAUAUCUGGAGAAGGCGCCGCCCGAUCUGAAAGCCGGAGUCUCGGUCCAUAAUCUGGUCAAGAUCUACAAGACUGGGAAGAAGGUCGCGGUGGACGGACUGAGCGUGGACUUCUAUGAGGAUCAGAUCACAUCAUUUCUUGGCCACAAUGGAGCUGGGAAAACAACCACGAUGUCAAUUCUGACGGGAAUGUUCCCUCCUACGUCGGGAACGGCUCUCAUUAACGGAUAUGACAUCCGUACCGACAUGGACAGCAUCCGGAAGUGCCUGGGAAUGUGUCCUCAGCACAAUGUGCUGUUCAGCGAUCUGACGGUGGAGGAGCACAUUUACUUCUACGCCCGGCUGAAAGGACGCAGCCGCAGCGAGGUCAAAAUUGAAAUCGACCAGAUGAUUAAUGACGUGGGCUUACCGCACAAGCGGAAGGAGCUCUCCAAGAACCUGUCAGGCGGCAUGCAGAGAAAGCUGUCUGUUGCCAUCGCGUUUGUCGGCGGUUCAAAAAUUGUCAUCCUAGACGAACCUACCGCAGGAGUGGACCCCUACGCCCGCAGGGGUAUCUGGGAACUGCUGUUAAAGUACAAACAAGGUCGAACGAUCAUUUUGUCGACGCACCACAUGGAUGAGGCCGACAUCCUGGGCGAUCGCAUCGCCAUCAUCUCCCACGGCAAAAUGCGGUGCUGUGGCUCCUCGCUCUUCCUCAAGAAGAGCUUCGGUAGCGGAUACUACCUCACUCUGGUCAGGGACGGCAGUGAACAAAUGACUUCUCAGCGCAACGGCAUCAUAAGCACCGAGGCCAGAUACACCGAGACAGACCGUCCUCUGAGCAGCAGCCCAGAUGAAGGCAUCGGCAGCCAAAGCUGGAGCAACUCUGAUCCCUCAGAUUUAACUCAUGUGGGUCAGCUUGUGCGGCGCCACAUCCCGGAGGCGGUCUUCUUGGAGAGUAUCGGUCAGGAGAUCACCUACAUCCUGCCCUACAGCGGCGCCGGAGACGGGACCUUCUCCGAGCUCUUUUACGAACUGGACCUCGCCAUGGCUGACCUCGGCCUGACCAGCUACGGCGUCUCUGACACCACGCUGGAGGAGAUAUUUCUUAAAGUGGCAGAAGACACCGGGGUGGAUGCAGAAAUAACAACAACAACGGAGCUGCUGGAUAGAGACUACAAACGAAGCUCCCGCGAAGCCAGGAGGAACAGCAUCGCCAGCGUCCACAGGAAAACAGGCAAGAGUCUCCGAAUUCACCAACCAAAAGAAAAGCUCUCAAAUAAAGUGGAAGACCUGAGGAGGAACGCCAGCCUCAGUGGGAGGGGGUCCGUGGUCAUCACCGGGUGGGAGCUGAUCAGAAGGCAGUUCCUGGCGCUCUUCAUCAAGCGCUUCCACCACGCCCGGAGGAGCCGCAAGGGACUCAUUGCCCAGGUGAUCUUGCCAGCUGUUUUCGUCUGCCUCUCUCUGAUCUUCUCCCUCAUCACUCCGCCGUUCGCUGAGUAUCCAAGUCUGGAGCUGCAGCCCUGGAUGUACGAUCUACCCCAAACCACUUUUUACAGCAACGACAUGCCAGGCAAUGCUGAAGUAUCCGGCGUGUCGGAAACCUUGUUAAACACACCGGGCUUUGGGACACGCUGCAUGGAUGGAGACCCCAUACCGAAUUUGCCUUGUACUUCUGAUGGGACCGAUUGGUUCACACCCCCUGUGGAUCCAUCAAUCAGCGACAUCUUCGAGAAUGGGAACUGGAGCAUGUCGAACCCCUCUCCUUCGUGUCAGUGCAGCACUCCGACACGGACCGUGUUGUUACCUGACUGUCCGCUUGGUGCGGGAGGUCUCCCUCCACCACAGAGGAUACAGAACACGACAGAGACAUUGCUGGAUCUAACUGAGAGGAACGUGUCAGACUUCUUGGUGAAAACGUAUGAAACCUCGGGUAAAACAAGGUACGGGGGGAUCUCUGUCGGAGCAGUCAACUCGCAGGUCCGUCUGACGGAGACAGCUGUUGAAGAUGCCCUCAGGAAUCUGAGCGACCUCUUCAGUUCCUUUCAGGAUAAUGUGACUGAUCAGAUUUUCUGGAAUGCCAGGACACUGCUGAAGAGACUGGGAACCAGGGACAACGUCAAGGUAUGGUUCUACAACCAGGCGUACCACGGCAUGGUGUCCUUCCUCAGCGGGGCCAACAACGGCAUCCUGAGAGCAAAUCUGCCGGCGGGAGAGGACCCGCGCCAGUACGGCAUCGCCGUGUCCAACCAUCCCCUCAACUUGACCAAAGAGCAGCUCUCCUUCGCGGCGAUGGCCUCGACCUCCACCGAUGUGGUCGUGUCCAUCUGCGUCAUCUUCGCCAUGUCCUUCAUCCCUGCCAGCUUCGUCCUCUUCCUCAUCCAGGAGCGGGUGAACAAAGCCAAGCAUCUGCAGUUUGUCAGCGGCGUCAACCCAGCUGUCUACUGGUUGGCUAAUUUUGUCUGGGACAUGUGUAACUACAUCGUCCCCUGCCUGAUCGUGAUCGUGAUCUUCCUCUGCUUUCAACAACAAGCAUACGUUUCCCCGCAGAACCUUCCCGCUUUGAUACUGUUGCUUAUGUUGUACGGGUGGGCCAUCACCCCCAUGAUGUACCCUGCCUCCUUCGUCUUCAGCGUGCCCAGCACGGCCUACGUGAUACUGACCUCCAUCAACCUCUUCAUCGGCAUGAACGGCAGCCUGGCCACCUUCGUCAUGGAGCUGUUCGACGACGACAAUGUCAAGCGCAUCAACGACAUCGUGAAGCAGGUGCUGCUGAUCUUCCCUCAUUUCUGUCUGGGCCGAGGCCUCAUCGACAUGGCCACCAACCAGGCCAUGGCCACGCUCUUCAGCAGCUUCGGGGAAGAUCGUUUCAAAGACCCACUGAGCUGGGAAAUGGUGGGAAAAAACCUUUGCGCCAUGGGCAUCCAGGGAAUUGUAAUGUUUAUCACUACAGUCCUGAUCCAGUAUAAAUUCUUCUGCAAACCAAGACUGAUUUCAGCAAAGUCCCGGUCUGAGGAGGAAGAGGACGUCGACGUCGCCCGGGAGCGUUGGCGUGUUUACGAUGGAAAAGCCAACAACGACCUCCUCAGGAUCUGCGACCUCACCAAGGUGUACUCUCGGAAGCGCGCCCCUGCUGUGGACAGGCUAUGCGUGGGCGUACCCGCUGCAGAGUGCUUCGGUUUGCUGGGAAUCAACGGGGCUGGGAAAACCACCACGUUCAAGAUGCUGACAGGAGACAUCCCAGUCUCCAGCGGAGAGGCCUUCCUAAAUGGAUACAGCAUUCGGACUGAAAUGAGAGACGUUCAUCAGAACUUGGGUUACUGUCCCCAGUUCGAUGCCAUCAACGACCUGCUGACCGGUCGAGAGCACCUCGAGUUUUACGCCCGACUACGAGGGGUACCAGAAGACGAAGUCGCCAUGGUGGCAGAGUGGGGGAUCCAGAAGUUGGGGCUGGUGAAGUAUUCCAGCAAGCCCGCAGGAACCUACAGCGGCGGGAACAAGCGCAAACUUUCCACAGCGAUGGCCCUGAUCGGAUGUCCUCCAGUGGUUUUCCUGGACGAGCCGACCACGGGGAUGGACCCCAAAGCCCGGCGUUUCCUGUGGGACUGCAUCCUGAGCGUCAUCAAGGAGGGACGCUCAGUCAUCCUCACGUCGCACAGUAUGGAGGAGUGUGAGGCUCUGUGCACGCGCAUGGCCAUCAUGGUAAAUGGGCGUUUCAAGUGCCUUGGAAGCAUCCAGCAUCUAAAAAGCAGGUUCGGAGAGGGCUACACGGUGAUCGUGAGGGUCGGUGGCUCGCCUCCCGCCCUGGGUCCGGUCGAUGACUUCGUCCAGCAGAUCUUCCCCGGCAGCGUUCUGAAGGAGAAGCACCACAACACGCUGCAGUACCAGCUCCCGCACGCCAACGGAGCUCUGGCCCACAUCUUCAGCCAGUUCGCCAGCAACCAGCAGAGGCUGAGGGUGGAGGACUACUCCGUGUCUCAGACCACUCUGGAUCAGGUCUUUGUGAAUUUUGCGAAGCACCAGAACGGCGAGGAGGACCCCGAGGAGGACCCCGAGGAGGACCCCGAGGCGUACACCAACGACGUGAAUCUUUCUGACGAACUGCCAAUGAGGGAACUGAGGUCCACGCGAGGAGCACAGAAUGUAUAA
Molecule: messenger RNA, 6765 nt
Organism: Salarias fasciatus (jewelled blenny)
Lineage: Eukaryota; Metazoa; Chordata; Actinopteri; Blenniiformes; Blenniidae
Product: phospholipid-transporting ATPase ABCA1
Exons: 49
Coding region: 1-6765 (2254 amino acids)
Biological process (GO): transmembrane transport; lipid transport
Cellular component (GO): membrane; intracellular membrane-bounded organelle
Molecular function (GO): ABC-type transporter activity; lipid carrier activity; ATP hydrolysis activity
Source: RefSeq, a predicted model, not a curated record